This is a messenger RNA of Aspergillus vadensis CBS 113365, 1497 nucleotides long. Its product is annotated as cytochrome P450. The record is from RefSeq and is a predicted model, not a curated record. Gene Ontology annotation, molecular function: oxidoreductase activity, acting on paired donors, with incorporation or reduction of molecular oxygen; heme binding; monooxygenase activity. The transcript is spliced from 4 exons. The coding region runs from base 1 to 1497 and encodes 498 amino acids. NCBI's taxonomy places the organism in Eukaryota, Fungi, Ascomycota, Eurotiomycetes, Eurotiales, Aspergillaceae.
AUGCUCAUGUACUCCACCCCCGCGCUUUCUGCUCUGGCUCUAGGCCUGGUCCUGUGGGUCUUUGUCAGACGGGCAUUGUCCCCUGACCGUGACAUUCCCGGCCCUUUUCUGGCCCGCUUCACUCGAUUUUGGUAUAUCAGACAAAUGAUGAGAGGUGACUUCCAAUAUACCAAUAUCAGACUUCAUCGGGAGCAUGGCAAGAUUGUGCGGAUUGCACCGGGCUGGUACAGUCUCAAUGGUCUCGAUGCUCUCAAGACCAUAUAUGCCCACGGCUCCAAGUUUAUCAAGUCGGACUGGUACGAAGCUUGGAACUUUUCACCUGACCCGGAGGGCCAUAACCUCUUUUCCGUCCGAAACACGGCCGAUCACUCCAGCGCCCGUCGCAAGGUCGCAGCCAUGUAUGCCAUGUCUGCUGUAGUAUCGUACGAGCCCUAUGUGGAUAACUGUAUCCGGCGGUUGCGUGCGAAACUCGACUCCACUGCAAAGGACGGGUUGACUUUGGACCUAGGACACUGGCUUCAGUGCUUUGCUUUUGAUACCAUUAGCGAGAUUACGUACGGCGAGCGAUUCGGUUUCCUGGAUAAGGGCAAGGACAUCAAUAACUUGAUCUCCAACUUGGAUAACAGCUUCACCUUUAGCAGUCUGGUGGGCCUUCUCCUAUGGCUGCGGCCAUUGGCUCUUUUCCUCGGCAGCUUUUUCGCGAAGUCAGAUGCCUUGUACGUGGCUCGUUUCAACGCGCAGAAGUUCAUGGAGCUGUCACAGGAGUAUCUCAAAGAUCCAUCUCCUGAGGGGCUAAAGCCUAUGGUCCAAAGGCUUCUUCAUGCUCGGAAAGAGGACGUCAAAGGCCUGACAGAUAGGGAUAUUCAAACAAGCGCAGCAGCCAAUAUUGGUGCUGGGAGUGACACCACGGGAAUUGGUCUUAGCUCAGUGAUAUUCUACUCGUUUCGGUUCCCCGAGAAGCUGCAGAAGCUGCGACAAGAAAUUCAAGACGCUGGUCUAGGAAGCGAGCCUUCUUUCCAGGAUACUCAGAAAUUGCCGUAUCUGCAGGCUGUUAUCAAGGAGUCGAUGCGUCUGCAUCCGGGUGUUGGGUUUCCGCUUUUCCGUAUCGUGCCGAAGGGUGGUGCUGUUAUUUGUGGACGAUUCUUCCCGGAAGGUACGAAUGUCGGUGUGAAUAGCUGGGUCAUUCACCGGGAUGAGAGUAUCUGGGGCUCCGAUGUUGAUGACUUCGUGCCUGAGAGAUGGUUGACGGAUGACUCUGAAAAGCUCCGAAUGAUGGAACAGUGUCUCAUUCCUUUCGGAGUUGGAUCAAGGACUUGUAUCGGCAAGAAUAUCUCGCUGUAUGAGAUCAACAAGCUCAUCCCGCAGCUCGUUCGGGACUAUGACAUCGAUAUACAGCAGAAAGAUGGUACAGACAUGAGGUCAAAGAAUAUGUGGUUUGUCAAGCCUGUGCAAUUCAGAAUAAAGAUCAGGCAUAGGUCAGCUGGUUCUGAUGCAUGA